This is a messenger RNA of Neoarthrinium moseri, 756 nucleotides long. RefSeq lists its product as uncharacterized. Lineage: Eukaryota; Fungi; Ascomycota; Sordariomycetes; Amphisphaeriales; Apiosporaceae. The record is from RefSeq and is a predicted model, not a curated record. The transcript has a single exon. Bases 1 to 756 code for a protein of 251 amino acids.
AUGCCUCAAGCCAAGUUGCCGGCUAAGAAACCUAAGGGAGCGACUGCCCAGCCCAAAGCUUCAACCAUUAAGCCUUCCAAGGCAUCAAAACUGCAGUUCUGGAAGAAACGCAAACAAGAUGACAAACCAGAAGAACCCAACUACCCACCGAACCCUGCAAUCAAGGCUGCUCCCUUCCCUGCACCUAGGAUACAGCGCAUCGCCGAAUGGCAGCGCAAGCCGAGUAUUCUGAAACCGUACUGCACGCCAAUGGUGAUCGCUGCACUCAAGUCGAUCGACCAGCGCACGACAUCAAUCAACUUUCACCCCAUCAAUCGCAUCAAGGUCGAUCCUUCUCUGGCGCCGGUUCUAGGAGAUCUUUGGGAGUCGCCGUCGACAGCAGCCAGCUACACCCCGCUGUUACGCCUCUUCUUCACGGCACCAGUGGUCGAAGGGAUCGUUGCAGACGUCGCCACUAUUGAAAGGCGAAUUCGCAGGCACCUUACCAGGGGCGUGUGCUGCACCUGGUUUGACAUGCUCCGCGAGGAUCUGGAUAGCGUGUGGGAGCGGGCGGAGCGCGAACACUUUGCGCGCGAGGAGGAGAUGUGGUUCGUGCCGCGGCUGGUGCGUCGAUCCAGGCGGGUGACCUGCUCCGAUGCGUAUCGGCAUCGCGAAAUCAAGGAGUGGCGGUGGAAGGAUGGAAAGUGGUGGGUCGAGAGCAUGUUUCCCAAGGCCAAGAUCGUUGUUGAUAGAAUGACCGACGAGCACGGUUUCUGA